This is a messenger RNA of Wickerhamiella sorbophila, 2244 nucleotides long. Its product is annotated as Elongation factor G, mitochondrial. The coding region runs from base 1 to 2244 and encodes 747 amino acids. Gene Ontology annotation, cellular component: mitochondrion. The record is from RefSeq and is a predicted model, not a curated record. The transcript has a single exon. Gene Ontology annotation, biological process: mitochondrial translational elongation. Gene Ontology annotation, molecular function: GTPase activity; translation elongation factor activity; GTP binding. Lineage: Eukaryota; Fungi; Ascomycota; Dipodascomycetes; Dipodascales; Trichomonascaceae.
AUGUUGUCUCGCUGGAUUCGGCCGUCGUGCCGGCCGAUGAUUUCGGCCGCACGCAGAGCCUACUCGGUUUUGCCGACCACUUAUGAAGGCGAGAAGGUUGUUUUAGACGAGAUGGCCUCGAAAAUGGGCGCUGAGGAGCGCUCCAGACAGAAUCGCAUGCGAAACAUUGGUAUCUCUGCCCAUAUCGACUCGGGUAAGACCACUUUUACCGAACGUGUUUUGUUCUAUACUGGCAGAAUCGAAGCCAUCCACGAGGUCCGUGGCCGUGACAAUGUUGGUGCCACCAUGGACUCGAUGGCGCUCGAGCGUGAAAAAGGUAUCACCAUCCAGUCUGCAGCUACCUACUGUUCGUGGGAGAAGAAGCAGCCCGUCACCGGUGAGGUCAACAACUACCACGUUAACCUGAUUGAUACCCCUGGCCACAUUGAUUUCACUAUUGAGGUCGAGCGUGCGCUGCGGGUUCUCGAUGGUGCAGUUCUCGUUGUCUGCGCUGUUUCCGGUGUUCAGAGUCAAACUGUCACUGUAGAUCGCCAGAUGCGCCGCUACAAUGUUCCCCGUGUUACUUUUAUCAACAAGAUGGAUCGUAUGGGUGCCAAUCCUUGGCGGGCUAUUGACCAGAUCCAGAAGAAACUCAAGAUCGCCGCUGCCGCUGUUCAGGUGCCUAUUGGCGCCGAGGACGACCUCCAGGGUGUCGUUGAUAUUAUCUACAACCGUGCUUUGUACAAUCGUGGCUCUCAGGGUGAGACCAUUGAGGAAGGACCCGUUCCCGAAGAGCUCAAGGAGUUGGUUGCCGAGAAGCGCCAACUCUUGAUUGAGACUCUUGCUGAUGUUGAUGAGGAGAUGGCUAUGAUUUUCUUGGACGAGCAAGAGCCUACUGCUGAGCAAAUUGUUGCUGCUAUCCGCCGUGCUACUAUUGCUCGUCAGUUCACUCCUGUGCUUAUGGGCUCGGCUUUGGCUAACCGCUCUAUCCAGCCCGUUCUAGAUGCUGUUUGUGAUUACUUGCCCGAUCCCACUGAAGUUCUCAAUACUGGUCUUGAUAUCAGCGAGAAUGGUAAGGAGGAGCCUGUUGUUUUGCCCUCUGAUUCUCAACAGCCCUUCCUCGGCUUGGCUUUCAAGCUCGAAGAGGGCCGCUUCGGCCAGCUGACCUACAUCCGCGUUUACCAGGGUAAGCUGAAGAAAGGUAUGAUGAUGACCAACGUCCGCACCGGCAAAAAGACCAAGCUCGCUCGUCUCGUCCGUAUGCACUCUAAUGAGAUGGAGGAUAUUAACGAGGCAGGCGCUGGUGAAAUCUGUGCCACCUUUGGUAUUGACUGCUCUUCAGGUGACUCGUUCACUACCGGUGCAAAGAUGGCUAUGUCUUCCAUGUUUGUUCCUGAGCCGGUUAUCUCGCUGAGUAUUCAGCCCAAGUCCAAGGAUACCCAGAACUUUUCCAAGGCCAUCAAUCGUUUCCAAAAGGAGGACCCCACUUUCCGCGUCCGCUACGAUGAAGAGUCUAAGGAGACUAUCAUUUCAGGCAUGGGUGAAUUGCAUCUUGAAAUUUACGUCGAGCGUAUCAAGCGUGAGUACAAUGUUGAGUGCACCACUGGCCGUCCUCAGGUUGCAUACCGUGAAACGAUUACUGCGCCAGCUUCUUUCGAGUACACACACAAGCGCCAAAGUGGUGGUGCUGGUCAGUAUGCUAAGGUUAUGGGUGAUUUGAGCCCUGCUGCCGCCCCCGAAAUCAACGAGUUCGAGACGGCAGUUGUUGGUGGUAAGAUCAGCGACAAGUUCCUUGCUGCUUGUGAAAAAGGUUUCCAAGAUGCUAUUCUCAAGGGUCCGCUCACCGGACACCGUGUUCUUGGUGUCAAAAUGCUCAUUAACGAUGGUCAGGUGCACGUUGUCGACUCUAGUGAGUUUGCUUUCCGAACUGCCACCAUUGGUGCGUUUAACGAGGCAUUCUUGAACGCCCAGCCUAUCGUCCUUGAGCCUAUUAUGGACGUUGCCGUCACUGCGCCUGCCGAGUUCCAGUCUGCAGUUAUCGGUCUUCUUAACAAAAACACUGCCAUCAUCUCCGACACUGAGGUUGGCCAGGACGAGUUCACCAUCUACGCUGAGUGCUCGCUGAACAACAUGUUUGGAUUUGCCACGGCCCUUCGUGCUUCAACUCAAGGAAAAGGUGAGUUCACUCUUGAGUUCAAGAAUUAUGCUCCCGCUCCUGUCCCGUUGCAGAAGGAGCUGAUUGACAAGUUCAACAAAAAGAAGUAA